AUGGCCAAGGAUGGGCUGCUGUUGCACGUGAUAGUGGGCCUGAACCCGUCCAACGACAUGCACAGCCUUUACACAGCCUUGCCCUCUACAACAGAUGGUGGCUGUAACGGGUCUCGUGGGAGGAUGUUUCAAUUGAAAUUUUCGAUAGUGGGACUAAAGUUAAGUACCCGCAAUGCUGGUCCCCGCGGCAGAGCGAGAGAUCUUCCUUCUCCCUCACUACUGAAGCCAGAUAAGUCUCUUUUGGGUUUCGGUCACUUACUGCCAACCACUGGGAAAUUUAUGGGUUUAUGGGCGCGUCACCAUUUGCGGGACAUCUUUCACCGGCUUCUCCGGCCCAGCUCAUCUAGGCAUCAGGGGGCCAAAUUGAACCGGGAUCCCCUCGAAUGGUCUCUCAAAUCUCAACGCUUUCACCGGAGCUGCACUGGUGGCGGUGCGAAUGUCUGCACCGCCGAUCGUCUUGGCGGGCUCGAAGAAGUAAUUACGGCCGGAAAACGACACAUCUUCAGGUAUUGGUUAUGGUUGUGCACUUCGACCUUGCCACCGAUAAGCAGCUAUCAAGCUGUGCUUGUCUGCAGAAGCCUAAAUGGACUAAUUCUUAUAUAUACGUCCUGUAUUGGUCGCAAAAUUCGCAUACUGGUUCUUGGACAUCUCAAAUUCGCUUCACAGCUUACAAUGGCCACAAAAUCGUUCACGAACCACCUGAUCACAGAUGAGCUCUCGUACAAUCUUUCGAGAAAAUACCCUUUCGGCCGAGCCUUUAAAUGGUGGGUUCUUGGAGUCUUCACCUUCUUCAUGGUGCUUCUCACCGUGUUCAACGUUGCCGUGAACGGGUUCGACAAAGACUUCAGAUACACCACGGAUCCGAACACAACAGUCAGCGACACCCACUGGUAUAACAGUUUAGUUUUUACGUGGGGCUCCAAUAGUCUCACUCCGACAUGCCAGAGUUUACAAAUCCCGGUUGGUUACCGAUUCAUCACCACGAAUCUGGGCUUUCAGUAUACAGUAUCGAAGAUAGCAGGAUCAGGCGCGAAACCAAAACAACAAAGAGCUUCUGUGUCAUAUCAUAAUAACACUUUGGAGAAUUGCAACAUCAUCAACAUCAGCAUAUAUCUGAAGAAGUCCGAUUCGUCCCCACCUAAGCGGAACCAGGAAAAUUUUGCUCGCUGGAGCUGGAUGGAAAGUAAUGCCAUUGCCAUCGUUCAUUGCCAAAUCACGAACGACGACGACAGAUUUACACUAGAGUUUCGAGUUGAAUAUACCCCUCAGAUCUAUGACCACUCCUUCAUCGCGUCUGAUGAUCUCGAAACGAACGCAGCUCUCUGGUGGGGCGCUCGGCUGUUGAACGCGUAUUUUGCCGGUAUACAACAUACUAUGUUGGGAUAUCUACCAGACGAUUACAAGGACACUCCGAUAUACACGCGAGCGAAAAUAGACUUUCACACUAGAUCCGGCGGAAGUAACAGAUCGAUCCAUGACUCACAACUUUACAACCUAGAUUAUAACUUUCUUCGUUCAGAUGGGGUAGCGAUCUCGACAAACUUUCUUGGACAUGACAGCAGCUCAGUAUACAACAACGCGAGUGUCCCACUGUCCCGCCCGCUGACCGAGGCUCUCAUGUGGAACAAGAUCUUUCGAUCCGCCAUCCUCGCUGACCUCGGAAAUACGGAAGCGGAGAACCUGCUCACUAACGAAACUCUGUUACGAUAUGCUCUCGAUCCGGACGAUGAUUUCAACAGAGUGUCUGGCGCGCCGCUGAAGCCCGACGAGAUGGGAAGUUGGAGGUGGAUGUUCGCCGCCAUGCCCUACCCUGGUAACUAUUCUAAGCAGCCUGUCUUUCUAAACGAGUCUUUCGACAUAUUUGAGGGCCACGCUCACCCUCUGAAGACAAAGCCUGCAUUUAUAUUUGCAGAAUAUAUCUGCAAUGUUCCGGGAAUGAGAAAUCCGUUGGCUAUGGUUAUGUUCACGCUUGUUGCGAAUUUGGCGCUUUUCCACUCGGCUUGGGCGCUGUUCAAGUAUGUGGCUGAUAGGCGCGUGUCGUGGAUCGAUCAGGAAAGCAACUGUAAGAGCGCCGAAACACUUCAGGGAAGGGAGAUGCAAGAAGGAAUUGAGAUGAUUGAAGGGGAAGAGCUUUCUAGAGAGGGGAAAAUCCCUAAAGAAGACCAAACGCACAAAUACAGCUUCUCUGAAGAGGAAGACGAUGCAGAGGCUUCGAUCAAUAUGGGAGGCUUGCUGCGUUCGGAGUCAAGCAAAGAUAUGAAGCAGGAGAGACUUUACAAAGACCCUAAUACAUGCAAGGCAGAAUAG
This is a messenger RNA of Lindgomyces ingoldianus, 2307 nucleotides long. RefSeq lists its product as uncharacterized. The record is from RefSeq and is a predicted model, not a curated record. The coding region runs from base 1 to 2307 and encodes 768 amino acids. NCBI's taxonomy places the organism in Eukaryota, Fungi, Ascomycota, Dothideomycetes, Pleosporales, Lindgomycetaceae. The transcript is spliced from 7 exons.